GUCCCCCACCCCGCGGCGCCCGGCUGCGAGGCGGCCGCCCGCGCCCCGAGAGGGAGGCGGGGGCGCGAGGCGCGGCGCGGCCACCCGAGGCUGCGGAAGGCGGCGCGAUCCGAGGCCCCGAGGCGGCCCUGCGUCCGGACCCCGCGCGCGCGCCCGGGGGGCUGCCGCCUCUGCACCCCCACCCCCCAGCCGCGGGCCGCGGGGUGGAGGAGCUCCCUGCAUACCCCCGGCCGCCCCAAGCCCCGAGCCUUCCUGACUCCGCAGGGGGCUCGCCUGCGGGGCGCCCGAUGAGCGCUCCGGGCUGACGGACCGGGCGCGGCGGCCGCGGUGGAGCCGGGACGCUGCGGCGGCGGCAGCGGCGGCGGCGGCGGGGGUGGCGGGGCCAUGGCCUCGCUGGACCUGCCUUACCGCUGCCCGCGCUGCGGGGAGCACAAGCGCUUCCGGAGCCUGUCGUCGCUGCGCGCACACCUGGAGUACAGCCACACGUACGAGACGCUCUACAUCCUCUCCAAGACCAACAGCAUCUGCGACGGCGCGGCGGCCGCCGCCUCGGGCUUCCAGCUGGCGCCCGAGCCCGCCGCCCUGCUGGCCGUGCCCGGCGCGCGGCGCGAGGUCUUCGAGAGCACGUCGUUCCAGGGCAAGGAGCAGGCGGCGGGCGCGGCGCCCGCGGCGCCGCACCUGCUGCACCACCACCACCACCACGCGCCCCUCGCCCACUUCCCCAGCGACCUGGUGCCCGCCAGCCUGCCCUGCGAGGAGCUGGCCGAGCCGGGCCUCGUGCCCGCCGCCGCGCGCUACGCGCUGCGCGAGAUCGAGAUCCCGCUCGGGGAGCUGUUCGCCCGCAAGUCCGUGGCCUCGUCGGCGUGCUCCACGCCGCCCCCCGGCUCGGGCCCCGGGCCCUGCUCCGGGCCCGCCUCCGCCUCGCCCGCGUCCCCCUCGCCGGCCGACGUGGCUUACGAGGAGGGCCUGGCGCGCCUCAAGAUCCGCGCGCUGGAGAAGCUGGAGGUGGACCGGCGGCUGGAGCGGCUGAGCGAGGAGGUGGAGCAGAAGAUCGCGGGCCAGGUGGGCCGGCUGCAGGCCGAGCUGGAGCGCAAGGCGGCCGAGCUGGAGACGGCGCGGCAGGAGAGCGCGCGGCUGGGGCGCGAGAAGGAGGAGCUGGAGGAGCGCGCCUCGGAGCUCUCCCGCCAGGUGGACGUGAGUGUGGAGCUCCUGGCCUCGCUCAAGCAGGACCUGGUGCACAAGGAGCAGGAGCUGAGCCGCAAGCAGCAGGAGGUGGUGCAGAUCGACCAGUUCCUGAAGGAGACGGCGGCUCGGGAGGCCAGCGCCAAGCUGCGGCUACAGCAGUUCAUCGAGGAGCUCCUGGAACGGGCAGACCGGGCCGAGCGGCAGCUACAGGUCAUCAGCAGCAGCUGUGGCAGCACGCCCAGUGCCAGCCUGGGCCGUGGAGGUGGGGGCAGUGGCGCUGGGCCUGGUGCCCGGGGCCCAGGCAGAAUGCGAGAGCACCAUGCGGGCGCCGCUGUGCCGUACGCGCUGGCACGGCACGGCUCCUCUCCUGGCACAGGGGCCUCCAGCCGCAUCCCAGCUGCCUCCCAGAGCUCUGGCUGCUACGACAGUGACAGCCUGGAGCUGCCCCGGCAGGAAGAAGUGGCCCCUGAAGACGGCGGCCCCGGGGGCCUGGGCAGCCGGGCUCAGGCUGCGAACGGCAGCUCAGAGCGGGCGCAGCCCCCUCGAAGCUCCGGCCUGCGGCGCCAGGCCAUUCAGAACUGGCAGCGCAGACCCCGCCGGCACAGCACAGAGGGCGAGGAGGGGGACGUCUCAGACGUGGGCUCCCGAACCACCGAGUCAGAGGCCGAGGGCCCCUCCGAGGUCCCCCGCCCGGGGCCUGGUAUGUCGGGGCCAUUGAGCAGCUGCCGCCUGUCCGCGCGGCCGGAGGGCGGCAGUAGCCGGGGUGCGCGUGCCGAGAGGGGCAGCCCCUCCCGCUCCAACGAGGUCAUCAGCCCCGAGAUCCUCAAGAUGCGCGCCGCGCUCUUCUGCAUCUUCACCUACCUGGACACCCGCACCCUGCUGCACGCCGCCGAGGUCUGCCGCGACUGGCGCUUCGUGGCCCGCCACCCUGCCGUCUGGACCCGGGUGCUGCUCGAGAAUGCGCGUGUCUGCUCCAAGUUCCUCGCCAUGCUGUCUCAGUGGUGCACCCAGGCGCACUCCCUGACCCUGCAGAACCUGAAGCCCCGGCAGCGGGGCAAGAAGGAGAGCAAGGAGGAGUAUGCCCGGAGCACCCGGGGCUGCCUGGAAGCAGGGCUGGAGUCCCUGCUGAAGGCAGCGGGCGGGAACCUGCUGAUCCUGCGCAUCUCCCAUUGUCCCAACAUCCUCACUGACCGAUCGCUCUGGCUAGCCAGCUGCUACUGCCGCGCCCUGCAGGCCGUCACCUACAGGAGCGCCACGGACCCUGUAGGCCACGAGGUCAUCUGGGCUCUUGGCGCAGGCUGCAGAGAGAUUGUCUCCCUUCAGGUGGCGCCACUUCACCCCUGCCAGCAGCCCACGCGCUUCAGUAACCGUUGUCUGCAGAUGAUCGGUCGCUGUUGGCCUCACCUCCGGGCCCUGGGGGUUGGGGGUGCUGGCUGCGGGGUGCAAGGCCUGGCAUCGCUUGCGAGGAACUGCAUGCGGCUGCAGGUGCUGGAGCUGGACCAUGUGUCAGAGAUUACCCAGGAGGUGGCGGCUGAGGUCUGCCGCGAAGGCCUGAAGGGGCUGGAGAUGCUGGUGCUCACAGCCACCCCCGUCACCCCCAAGGCCCUGCUGCAUUUCAACAGCAUUUGCCGGAACCUCAAGUCCAUUGUGGUCCAGAUUGGGAUCGCCGAUUACUUUAAAGAGCCCAGCAGUCCUGAGGCCCAGAAGCUGUUUGAGGACAUGGUGACAAAACUCCAGGCCCUGCGACGGAGACCCGGCUUCUCGAAGAUCCUGCACGUCAAGGUGGAAGGUGGCUGCUAACCCGGGGAGGGGGCGGCAGGGCCCCUGCCAGCCCCAGACCCCGUCUUCUCUUUGGACCUUCAGAGGGACCCUGAUGUGAACUAGAGUCAACCCUGGCUGCCAGCAAAGGGCGGACAGUCCCUGGCUAGCUCCUGCAGUGUGGAGCACGGACCUCCUGUGGGCACUGCUGCUCCGGGCCAGGGACCCCUCUGACCCCACCCCUGUGGAACAGCUUCCGAGUUUCCGGCACAGCCAAUGAGGAGCUAUGUCACCACCAGCACCUGGUGUCACCGCCUGCCUGUCUCCUCAGCUGCUCAGGCCUAGGGUCCCACUGUGGGGGGGUAGGGGGGGACAGGGGAGGGACCUUGCUGGGUUCCAGCUAGGGGCCUCCACAAGGAAGCUAGACACAGCUUAGGGCUUUGUCCCCCUGCCCUGUGUCAGCCCCUCUGUGGGGCACCCCCUUGAUUCAGCUCUCCUGGGCUCUAGGUCCACAUUUCCAGGGUUGACACGGACAAGCCUAUGGUGUCCAGGCAUGUGGUCAGUUGAAAGUGGAGGGCGAGAGAGCAGCGAGAGAGCAGGGAGUGGGCUUAGAAGGGCAACACAUUCACCUAGAACUUCUCCCCAAGACACUGAGACUGCCCUUUGCAAGGGGGGAAAUUGUCAAGGUGAGUAAUUUUUACUGCUGUAGGGACGAUGACCCCCUCCUCUCAGCCACCACGCACGCCCCAGCAGCCAGAGCUAAACUCCGAGCAACCAGGUGCAUGCUUCUGUAUUUCCCUCCAGUCCCAGCCCCCGGGAGGCAGGGGACAGCAGUCCAUACCCUCAAGGAGCGCCCGGGUGCCGGGGCAGACGUGUGGCCUGGGUCCCCAAGGCUGCGGAGGGAGUCACCGCACUGCCCCGAGCCCUAAGCGAGGCUGGUUUGCUUGAAGAGCCCCUGCUUGACCUGCCUGCGAUGUCCCCAGUUCCAGGAAUGAGGCUGAAGGCCAGGCCGGGGCCCAAGGCAGAGCUCCCAGUGGGCAUUUUCACUGACCCUUGCCCAGUUCCCAAAGGACCAGCCUGGCAUUGAGGCUCCAAAGACUCAGGUGUCCCUUGUUCUCAGAACUCCCACAGUGAUGCAGACUGCGGGUCCUGCCCAUCUUUCCUGGGGAAGCUCUUUCAGAUUCAAGCUAGGUUCCUGUUCGGAUCUAGUUCUAUCUCUCCAGCAUCUGCUCUCGGCCCAGUCCCUUCAGUGGCCGCUGGUCCCAGCUGGGUCCUCCAGUUCUCAGUCCUUUCCAGGGACCCAGCUUUCUGCCACAACCUGGCUUGGACACCAGGACCCAGCCCAGAGCUACCAAGCCCAGCAGAGCCAGGAGCCCACGGGCUCAGCUGUGGACCCCAGCGACCUGAGUCCACACCAGGUCAGGGCUUUUCACUGUAGACGACUUUCCCUCCUGGUCUUACUCUGGUUCUGCCUGUCGAAAACCCCAAAUACCUAGGGCACCGUGUUGGCAACGCCCAUAUUAGUCCUGCACGAAGCCUUUCCCCAGAGCAGCCAACUGCGCCUCCAUCAGCUCCCGCUCCCCAGCCUGGUCCCAAGGAGCCAUAGGAAGAAGCACAACUUUUCUGUGUCCGGGGACCCCAAGGAGAGGUGGAGGUGGAGACCACUCACAGGAGCGGGCAGCUCAGGGCGAGUGUCUGCCUUGCCCCCUCUCCACCCUCCAGAGCCCCUGUGCCCUAUGACCCCAAGACCAGAGGUGCUGCCCUCCCUGUCUCCUGGACAAAGCACAAAGGAAUGCCUGCCUGGCCUGAACCUGCCCAUCAAGGGAUUUUUUUUCUGUCCCAGGAAGCCUGGGAUCCUGAGUACGGGGGGUUGGGCAGGUUCACCCUGGGAAAUCCCUGGGAAGGAGGUCUGCAUAGACAGGCCGUGAGCUCCAGCAGGGAAUGGUGCUGAGGGCGGAUCCCAAGCAGGCACUGAGGGCAGAGGCUGCCCCGCAGCCUCAAGUUUGCCCUCCCUCUGUGGGUCUGGCUACUUCCAGGAACUCCUCCCAUCCCCAGCCCUGCACUUUCCAGCUGAGUAGGAAGGGUAUGUGGGAGUGUAUCUUGCAGACCUGACCUUCAUGCUUUGGCCUUCAUGCAUGCCUCGAGAACUGACCAGUUUGCAAGCCCCCGCCCCCAUCCCUUUGCAUCUUCAGGAAUGAGCCCUGAUGCUGAGUGGGGAGCUUUUGUUUGCUAGAAUGUACCAUUUGUUCCCUUUGGCAACCGUACAGCUAGAGCUGAGGCUGGUGAACAGAGAUGAAGUGCCCUGCGCUCCCGGGAAGCACCACUCAUCCCAAGGAGGGCUCUUGUAACAGAAUGCAAUACAGCGUAGCAAAGGCAGGCAGGCAGGCCUGCAGGGGUGGGGGGCCUCUCCUGCCACCCGGCCUGACCCCAGCACAUGGCAGGUUGCAAAUCCUAGCCAGAGGACUCCAUGCUGUUUGCUGUGUGCCUUGCAGCACUGGCAGGAAACAAAGGGAAUGUUGUGAACUAUCUAGAUUCCUGCAGGGAGAGGGAGGGCGCUGCCCAGAGCCAGCUUUUCCCUGGCUCCAGGAGGACCACAGAAGCUCAUUUUUCUAGGGCUGUGAGAGUGGAUUUUAAGCCCGUUCCUCAGAAUUCCUUAGAAGGGGAGGUGGAGUCAGGGAGCCCUGCCUCCUUCCGUGGCCUGCUGCUCCAUGAUUUAGCUCUGUCCUCUACUGGUCCUCUGGUCCUGGUGUCUAGUCUUUGGGCCACUGAGGGUGUGGAGGCCAGUGUCCCAGACCUAAACCCCUGUAAGGCGCUAAGUUGAAAACCUUAACUGAGUGACUAUUGGUGCCAAAGACCCAGCUCCUGAUGGAUUUGGGAUAAGAACCUGAGUGGGUGUGGGAACUAAGCCCAGAGGCGCUAACCAAGCUGGCGGGAUUUGUGCCAGGCCAGCCUGGAUGAGUGUAACUCCUACCCAACUCCAGGUCUGGCUCCCUUCACCCCUGAUAGCUGUGUUCUUAUCCAGCCUUGUCCUGGGCCUGCAUCUCUGUAUAUAUAGUUAAGUAUUGUGCGUAUGUAUUUAUUCCUGGACAAGUGUGUUCAUCUGCAGUCCUUUGCUUGAGGAUAAGGUUUAGGAUUGGGUCAAGAUGAGACUAUCAGGGCCAACUAAGGCAACCAGCUCCUGUUCCUUCCCCAAACCCUUGGGAUACUGGUCAGUCCCAAGACCACCCCGACAAUCAGGCAGGCUCCCCUGCCACAGCCUGCAGGGCCCAGGGAAGUGUGGCUAGGGCUCUUGCAAUCAGGUGCCAAGACCCAAGGAGACAAACUCACAGCUGGCACCCGCUGACCAUCUCCUGAGCAGUGCUGGUAGGGACCGCCACUGGCCCCUGGUCUUACCUUCCCUGCAGCAGGCCUGGCUUCAAGGGGCAGCUUCCCUCACCCCAAGCACAUCAGGCUGAGGGGUGGAGAGCAUUUUUUGGUUUUGUUUCUGAAGUGGUGCCUGUACCUCCAGCCCCCAGGGGGCCUUCCCCCGCCCCACUUCUCUCCCCACCCAGGCAUCACCAUCCAGCACUUUGCUUCACGCCACCUGUAGAUGCCCUUUGCCGAAUGUACCUGAGUGUAUGUAUUUAAAGGGACUCACAUGGGCAUCGAAGAAUUUAUGGCUUUGUAUCUAAUAAAAGAUGGUGAACUGGA
Molecule: messenger RNA, 6633 nt
Organism: Sorex araneus (European shrew)
Lineage: Eukaryota; Metazoa; Chordata; Mammalia; Eulipotyphla; Soricidae
Gene: FBXO41
Product: F-box protein 41
Exons: 13
Coding region: 385-2985 (866 amino acids)
Molecular function (GO): protein binding
Source: RefSeq, a predicted model, not a curated record